CAUCAAUUGAGCUCGGCCUGCAUUUCCCCGCGUCUUUAUCUCGGGAUAAUUCAGAUGCGAUUCUUGAGUCAUAUAUUAUAUACUCUGCACGGUCCGGGGGGCUAAUGAAUUGGGAGCCCUGAACAGAUAGAAUCAGAACCUCUCGUCCUCUCAAGCAAGAUCAAUACACCAUGGCCUCGACAAAACCCAAGGUUCUCCUCCUCGGACGCAUCGUGCACGCACACAAAACCUGGCAAUCCCUCGGCGAAAUCGCGGAGUUGAUCCAACCCACCGCCACCAGCCGUGCCGAGUUCUUGCAGGAAUGUCGCGACGGUAAACUCGACGGCGUGGUCGCCGCAUACCGGACCUUCGACUCGGUCAGCAUCACCGGCCUGGUCGACGAAGAGGUCGUGAACGCACUUCCCAGUUCCCUCAAGUACCUGGCUCACUGUGGUGCCGGAUACGACCAAGUCGAUGUACAUGCCUGCAGCGCGCGGAGCCCACCCCUGCGCGUCUCCAACGUCCCCACGGCCGUCGACGACGCUACCGCCGACGUCAACAUGUUCCUGAUCAUCGGGGCCCUGCGGAACUUCAACACGGGCAUGCAGGCCCUGCGCGAGGGGAAAUGGCGUGGCCAGCCGCUCCCCAUCCUCGGCCAUGACCCGGAGGGCAAGGUGCUCGGGAUCCUGGGGAUGGGAGGCAUCGGUCGGAACCUGAAGCGCAAGGCCGAGGCGUUCGGCAUGCGCGUCGUCUACCACAACCGCCGGCCGUUGACGGAGGAAUUGGCCGCCGGGGCGGCGUACGUGUCGUUUGAGGAGCUGCUGGCGACGAGUGAUGUCAUCAGCUUGAACCUGCCGUUGAAUAAAAACACCCGUCAUAUCAUUAGCAAGCCGCAAUUCGACCAGAUGAAGGACGGCGUGGUGAUCGUGAACACGGCUCGCGGCGCUGUCAUCGACGAAGAUGCACUUGUGAAUGCCCUGGAUAGCGGUAAGGUCUACUCGGCCGGUCUGGAUGUCUUCGAAGAAGAGCCCAAGGUUCACCCUGGCCUUGUGCGCAAUCCCAACGUGCUGCUGGUGCCGCACAUGGGCACCUGGACAGUUGAGACGCAAACUGCCAUGGAAGAAUGGGCGAUUGGUAACCUCCGUCUUGCCCUCGAGGCUGGGAAAUUGAAGAGUCCGGUUCCCGAGCAGGCAAACCUAUAAGUCCCUGCCGGUGAACGUAUGCCAAUGACGUUGUCCAUAUUUGACUUUUAUUAGACGUGUAUAUGAAUUUAAUAGAGGGAACUGGGCAAUGCGAUUUGCCUAAAGACGACACAU
This is a messenger RNA of Aspergillus steynii IBT 23096, 1295 nucleotides long. RefSeq names its product D-mandelate dehydrogenase-like dehydrogenase. Gene Ontology annotation, cellular component: cytosol. The coding region runs from base 171 to 1181 and encodes 336 amino acids. Lineage: Eukaryota; Fungi; Ascomycota; Eurotiomycetes; Eurotiales; Aspergillaceae. Gene Ontology annotation, molecular function: hydroxypyruvate reductase [NAD(P)H] activity; NAD binding; glyoxylate reductase (NADPH) activity. The transcript is spliced from 5 exons. The record is from RefSeq and is a predicted model, not a curated record.